AGGAUGUGUGUACGUAAUGAAAAGGAGCGAUGCACAACCCGGUUCGAUCGUCCAAACACAAUACAUGGACGUCCAUGAACAAAUCCUGGACAUGGCCAUAUUGUCUCAAGUGACUUGUCCGCGCAUCCAAACGAAUCCCAACAGGGGUAUUUCGGGUAUUCCACUCAACGAGUUUAAACCCAAAACCCUGGAGAAUUCCCAGCUUCCUCUGCCUUUCUUCCAUUACUCCAGAAUCUCUUGUAAGCAAAAGCAUGGAGAUUAUCAAGAGAACCCUUCGGGCCCAUCAUUUCUGCAAAAUCCUCAAACUCCAAAACCCUUCGCGAUCCCUUUCUCACUCUCAUUCUUCUCUUUUCCUGCUCGGACAUCUAGAUUCUCAGGUUUUCUCCUCUCUUCCUUCCAUCUCUCGAACUAUCUCAUCUUCGGCGGCUUUUUCUCAAGAAGCUGUCGACAUCACCGAAGAACGAAUCGAAGAAACUGAUUUGAUCUAUUUGGAGAAGAACGGAAGAAAGUCGGAUGCAGUUGAAUCGGCAUCAGAAUCUCAAAAUGCUGGCAAAUCUAUCAAGAAACAGAAAAGAUCGGAGAAAAAAAAGAAGAAUACGAAUAGGAAGCCUCUGGAUAGUUCAGCAUCUCUGGAAAUCAGAGAACUGAAGGAGAAGAUACGGAAUUUGGAGAGAGAUGUGGAGAUUCUGAAAGCCAAUGGAAGUUCGCAUCCCAAAACGGAGAAGAAAGAUGGGUUCGGAACCGACCGACCUAAAUCUAACGGCCUGUAUUCUCUCUUUGCGAAACCUUCGAUUUCUGAGAAGAAAUAUGCUCCGCCCAGGGAAAAGAAGUUGAGUGAUACUGUAGAAUCGAGAUCUUUGGAAAAGGUACCAAAAGAACUUUCUCUUGAGAUGCUUUCAUUCGUGAACCGUUUGCAUGAGGAAGGAUACCUGAGGAAUGCUAAUUUCUUGAAAGAGGGGCAGUUGGAUCUCGAAUGCUUCUCCAGCAGUUAUUCCCAAAGCUUCCUAAAGUCUGCCGCAGAAAGGUUUGGGUGUGACCAUCAAGAUAUUGCAAAAUGGCUAUCUGGCGGUGACUUGAAAAAGGUUGCCCUUUUUGGCUGCCCUACUGUUGAAAGAAAAACCAUUUUUGCAGCCAAGGGUCUACGAACUUUCUUCAGAAUCGAGGAAGAUAUUGUGUGCCGACCUUGUAAAUUGAAGAGCUCAUGCAAAUUCGUGAACCAUAGAGUAGUGAAAAGGGAGAACGUUAAUUUAGUGGACGCAUUGAGGCUCCUUACUGUGUACGCCUCAGACUUGCUGCCCCAGCAGCUGAUAGUAACUGAUGAUUUAAAGCUUUCUAUCAACAAAUUGCUGAAGGAGGUGGUCAAUCUCAGCAAAUAAUGGCUCGAUCGAGGGUCCUGAUCUUGAUGUUUCUGGUAUAUUAGAAGGUAGGUAAGUGGAAAUGAAAGCCCAAGGUAAGGUCUUCAAUUUUUAUUUUUUUAACAAGAUCUUACUACGGAAAUCUUGUUGUCAAAGGUGAUUCUUGCAAUGUAAUCUCUUGGUAAGGCGAUUCUUGUUGUUGUUGAGGCUAUUGUUUAUGUUUGAGUUAUCUUAUUUAGUUUACAUGUUAAACAUUUCAAUUGAUCACACUAGGGAGGGUGGCAAACGAUAGUCAGACACUUAUGCGAAGGUCGGUCUGUGCAGAGUUUAUGGAUUGGGAAUGCUUUCCUGCUUGGUUAGGCCUUGAUAUCUACCCUCUCAGAAGAUCCUUGUCAUCAAAUGGAAUGGACAACUACAAGCAGUGGUUCACCGUUAGCGAGGGUCAACUUGGAUUGUUACAAUCAUGUGAUGUGGGAAGAUCUUGGGGAUAUCUCCAAUCCACCUUGGGGCCUACCAUGAAUGAUUCAGAUCUCCAGAGCAUGAGUUCACAAGGUGGAUGGUUCAGACCCUAGUGAGCGGGGACAUGCGGAUGGUCACAACAGAGGUAAAAACAAACUCAUUUGCCGGAAGUGCUUUCUUAGUGUUUUUGGGGUGUGGAGCAAGGCUGCUCUUUUGUUUUUCUUUUAGGCGGACCUCAUCCAUUUUUGUUGUGGGGCCCGCCCGAAGUGGAUUUGUAUAGCCCUCUCUUGAUAUGCAUAGACAAUCUGGUCUUUUUUUAAAAAAAAAAAAAAAAACAAACUCAUUUAGCCAAGAGGUUUUA
Magnolia sinica is the source of this 2175-nucleotide messenger RNA. RefSeq lists its product as uncharacterized. The record is from RefSeq and is a predicted model, not a curated record. Gene Ontology annotation, cellular component: cytoplasm. Gene Ontology annotation, molecular function: mRNA binding. NCBI's taxonomy places the organism in Eukaryota, Viridiplantae, Streptophyta, Magnoliopsida, Magnoliales, Magnoliaceae. The transcript has 5 exons. The coding region runs from base 252 to 1376 and encodes 374 amino acids.